Messenger RNA from Psylliodes chrysocephalus, 944 nucleotides. Lineage: Eukaryota; Metazoa; Arthropoda; Insecta; Coleoptera; Chrysomelidae. The record is from the annotation of a GenBank genome assembly.
CAACAAUGUUUAGCAAUGUUAUUCGUUAAAUUGAUCUCUUAAGACAAUUAAAAUGAAAACCAGUCUCACUUCUUUAAUUUUUUUUAUCUCUGUGUAUACAUCUUAUUGCUUCAAUUUUGCUAACCGCUUUAAAGUAUGCCAACGAAAUGAUCCUGAACUAGAUGCAUGUUUGGCAGAUGCUAUCGAAAGAGGAUUUGAACUAUUGGGAUCUAGCGGUUUGCCAGCAUUAAAAGUUCCUUCCAUUGAUCCUUUAAAAGUUAAUCAAAUUACAAUCGGAGCUGGAACUAACGCUGUUAAUUUGGUACAGAAUUACUUUGAUGCAACCAUCAGUGGACUAUCUAAAUUAAAAGUGAAAAAUGCGCAUUUUGAUUUCGAUAAAAAAAUUCUGUCCUUUAUAUCCACCCACACUAAAGUUAAACAAGACGCGAAAUAUGAUAUAAACGGAAAAAUAUUGGUGUUACCUGUGUAUGGAAAAGGAGAUACAACUAUUAUAUUUGAUGAUGCAGUCCUUCAUCAUUACAUUCAUUUUAAAGAGGAAAUUAAAAAUGAUCAAACCUAUUUAAAGGUGAUAGAUUAUAAUGGCACUUUAUCAGUUGGAAAGGCACACUUCGAUUUUCAAAAUUUAUUUAAUGGUGACAAGGUACUUGGCGAUAAUAUCUUAAGAGUGAUCAAUGAUAAUUGGAUGGUUAUAUUUGAAGAUGUCAAAGAAGGUAUCGAAAAAUCUUUCAGUCAAGUUUUUAAAGCAAUAGCCACAGAGUUUUUUAGUAGAAUAACUUUAAACACGCUUAUUCCAAAUUAAAUGUUGAUAUCAGAAAACAAACAUUUUUGUUAUUCCAUUUUAUACGCCACAAUAUGUAUUGGGUUUAUGAAUAUGGAAAAACAGUUCUUAAUAAUUAAAUAUUUGUGUAUAUACGUUUUGUUUUAUUUAUAGGUUAUAAAUGGUA